UGAGAGUAUUGGAUCCUGCUGGCAUGCUGUGUCGAGGGCUUGGAAUAAACGUUAUUCCAAGAAGAGUGUACUCUGUACCAGCACCAAAUUCUUUAUGGCACAUUGAUGGAAAUCAUAAGUUGAUUCGUUGGAGAAUUGUGAUCCAUGGAGGAAUUGAUGGGUACAGCAGAAAGAUCAUGUACCUCUGUGCCAAUAAUAAUAAUAGAGCCUCCACUGUAUUGAGCGCCUUUCUUGCCGCAGUACAGCAAUUUGGGAUUCCAACAAGGGUUCGCAAUGACAAAGGAGGGGAGAAUGUUCACGUCGCUCGUUUCAUGCUUGAACAUCCACAGCGAGGACCAGAUAGAACAAGUUUCAUAACCGGAUGGAGUGUUCACAAUCAGAUAAUCGAACGACUGUGGAGAGAUGUCUGGUGCUCAGUGACUGUAAACUAUUAUACAGCCUUUCAACAUCUUUACAACUCUGGUGUGUUAAAUGUAGACGACGAGCUAGACCUCAUUUGUCUACAUUAUGUGAUGCUUCCCAAAAUUAACGAACAUUUACAGCUGUUUAAGAAAGCUUGGGAUCGUCAUCGCCUUUCUACAGAGCACGGAAAGUCCCCCCAGCAGUUAUGGAUUGAAGGACAGAUUAUGGGGGCGCAUCCUAUCACUGAACCUGUUUGUGAACAGGGAACUCUGGAGGAUUAUGGCAUUGACUGGGAAGGACCAACACCUGUUGAUCAUGAAGCUGCAGUUGAUGUUCCAGAAAAUCCCAUGCCUCUACAAAACCGAGUAUUUGAACAUCUCCGUGAGAGAAUAGAUCCUCUUCGCCCUAGUACAUGCUUUGGGAUGGAUAUACUAGUGGAAGCCUUGGAAAGUGCUCGACGAAUAUUCCAUGAUGUGAGGGACCGGGUCGGUCAAGCAUGAGGACACAGAAAGAAUUUUCAAGGAAAAUGGGUUUUAUUUUCCCAAAAUAACAAAAUUCAAACAAUGAUUACAGGGUCCUUAAAAGAGGUCCAAUGAAAAAGGAGGGGGCAUCAGCUGAGUUGCUACUGCUAGUGACUUCAUGUUCUUUUGAAAAUCCAGUUCAUCCUGUCUUUUAAAGCAUAACUACUUUUCUGUAUCCAAAGGCGAACACCUGUGAGGUCACUCUGCGCCUCCCCAUCCACCAGACCUAUGACAGCUUUGUGCUCUACAUGGAGUCUGGCCUGAUACAGGCUCCAACGUUUGGAUUCCUUUAGAAUCAAGCUUGAUUUUUUUGUUUUGUUGUUGUUCUAGUGUGUGAGGUCAAAGGUUAGUUUCAUUGACAUCAGUUUAAGUUUGUCUGCGAUAUAAAAUAAAAUAAUGCAUUUUCAGUUAAAAUGAAAAAAAGUUAUUUUCAUGAUUGUCAGUUAUGGUUGCAAAAUGUUUGUAAUUUGUGAGAUGAGCAGUUUUGGUUGUGGAUUUAUUUCAUUAUUUUAAGGAACAUAUUCUUGCAAAUAAAACCUAU
Messenger RNA from Girardinichthys multiradiatus, 1464 nucleotides. RefSeq lists its product as uncharacterized. Lineage: Eukaryota; Metazoa; Chordata; Actinopteri; Cyprinodontiformes; Goodeidae. The transcript has 4 exons. Gene Ontology annotation, molecular function: nucleic acid binding. Bases 24 to 902 code for a protein of 292 amino acids. The record is from RefSeq and is a predicted model, not a curated record. Gene Ontology annotation, biological process: DNA integration.